ACUGCUGUUCGAGAUAGGCGUCCCCGCAUCAACACCGUCGCAGUCAGCGGCCGGUCGACAAGAGCCCAGGGUACACCGCACCAGACGACCCGCCACGUCGCUCUUGGAUGAGAGGGAUAGCACCGGCGGUCCUAUUGCUGUUACACGGUGUUGCAGGGUUUGUCCCGCCGAAUCCUAGCUGCACUUCAUCGGCGCCUGCUGCGGCACCCAAGGGCAGCAGCAGCAGCAGCAGCAGCAGCGACAACAUUAAGCGAUCAUCCUCGCCCUUGCGAGGAGCAGAUAGUAUCAUGGCAUCAUCGUCAGGUGGCGCCGCGGCCGACCUUGAGAUUAAGAGUGAGACCGCGUGCUUCGGGGGCAGGUUGCUCAAGUGCGUGCACCAGUCGAAGGCCACCAAGACUCCGAUGACCUUCACCGUGUUUCUCCCACCCGCGGCGGCAUCCAGCGCUGUGCCGGUGCUCUACUACCUUAGCGGUCUUACCUGCACCGACGACAACUUCAUCCAAAAGGCUGGGGCACAGCGGAUCGCAGCCCUCAGGGGGGUAGCACUCGUCGCCCCGGACACGAGCCCGCGGGGUGCCGGAGUUGCUGGAGAGGCUGGGACUUCGGCACAGGGGCUGGGUUCUACGUGGACGCGACGGAAGCGGACUGGAAAGAAAACGCGAUACCGCAUGUACGCGUACGUGACGGAAGAGCUCCCGGCGGUCGUCGCCGCCAGCUUCCCGGCGGUGGACACGUCCAAAGCCUCCGUGUGCGGCCACUCGAUGGGCGGCCACGGCGCCCUAGUAGUGGCGUUCCGAAACCCCGACAAGUAUCGCAGCGUGUCGGCCUUUUCGGCGAUCUGCAACCCAGUCGAGUGCCCCUGGGGCAAGAAGGCCUUCUCCGGGUACCUCGGCAAGGACGAGGCCGCGUGGAAGGAGUACGAUGCGACGGAGCUGAUGCUCCGGGAUGGCCCCUUCCCGAGCCUCGGCAAGAUCCUUCUCGACCAAGGAUCCGCAGAUAACUUCCUCACAGCCGGCCAGCUCCUCCCCGAGGCCUUGGUGAAAGCCUGCGAAGACAAGGGACAGCCGUGUGAGAUGCGGAUGCAGGACGGGUAUGACCACAGCUACUUUUUCAUCAGCACCUUCAUCGAGGAUCACGUGAGCAUGCACGCCGACCGUCUCUUGGCAUGAGGGAAUGAAAACACACAAUGAAGCAGAGCCUAAGUAUGGAGAAGCCUGAGAGAGGAACCGAUGAGGGAAUGUAAGAGCGAAUGGAUUGAUGAAGGCUAUGAGUGCAUGCACAGAUGCACGAGGUCGUUGUAUUCGCGAGUUCCUCUACUGCAACGGCGUUAAUGCACUGCUGCUGUUGCUGUACGAAGGGUCGGCAGCACGACCGUAUUGUCUGUGUGACCUGGUACCGCAAAAAGUGAACUAUUGUUUGCGUUGAGGCUGGAACAAUUGGGUAAACAUGAUGCCCCCCCAGUAGUCUACUUGUGUUGUCGCCACCUUCUACCGCGGCCAGGGUCAGAGGUUCAGAUCCCGGCGGAAGCGAGUUUUUUGUUUCAAACUGUUUUUCUCUCUCGCUUGAUGUCCAUGGUGCUGGAAGCGUUAGUCUACUUGGUAUCCUCGUAACUUUCUACUGUUGUCAGGUCAGGGAUUCGCAUUCCGGCGUGAGUUUUUCUUGCAAAGUGAGAUUGUUCUCUCGCUUUACGUUCCUGGUAUGGAAGCGUACUGUAGUUCGGGUCAGCACUCCGAGGGAAGAGGGUGCUCCACUCUUCUCGCAUCAAGAUCGAUCGCAAGCACCGCAGGAAGGGGUGGAGGGAGAGGACCCGUUCUUCUGUGUGUUCACGGAUGGAUUCUACCCGGCAGAAGUGCUGUGAAGUGUGAACGCUGAUUUAUAUUUGAAGUGAUGAUAAUAUGAUACAAAAGGUAUGCAUGCAUCCAAGUUUUUUCAAGAAUGUUCUGCAGUUCCGAACCAUGCUUCGGUCUUCCGAAAGUACUUGAAGCUUGAAACUGGCACGAGUUUAAUGUGAAGAAAAACAAACAACAACAACAAACUACCGCAGUAGCGUUCGUAAGGAUGACAUAAUCCACCUCACGGACAAAAUCUAGCCAAGACUCAGUUCGUGGUCACAACAAUGCUAGAGCCAUCAGACGAUCUAAAGGACACACACUAUUAGCAAGGAAAGGGUACGCAAGCCCGAGGAGGUACACCUGCAAUCCCUGCAGCACGUUUGCAUGCUCACAACUGAACUACACGCCCAC
Ectocarpus sp. CCAP 1310/34 is the source of this 2243-nucleotide messenger RNA. The record is from the annotation of a GenBank genome assembly. Lineage: Eukaryota; Phaeophyceae; Ectocarpales; Ectocarpaceae.